Sphaeroforma arctica JP610 is the source of this 706-nucleotide messenger RNA. RefSeq lists its product as hypothetical. The record is from RefSeq and is a predicted model, not a curated record. Gene Ontology annotation, molecular function: ubiquitin protein ligase activity. The annotation marks the transcript as partial. Gene Ontology annotation, biological process: proteasome-mediated ubiquitin-dependent protein catabolic process. The transcript has a single exon. Gene Ontology annotation, cellular component: cytoplasm; GID complex; nucleus. NCBI's taxonomy places the organism in Eukaryota, Ichthyosporea, Ichthyophonida.
GUAGAGAUUGACGUUGGAAAAGACCACCAAUACCACUCCGUGUUUGCCUGUCCCGUAUCGCGCGAACAAACCACAGCGGAAAACCCGCCCAUGCGGCUACCGUGUGGCCAUGUGAUUGCUAAAGUCUCUCUCAGAAAUCUGUCCAAGGGUGUCCGGUUCAAGUGCCCCUACUGUCCUCAGGAACAAACCCCGGCCGAUGCGGUGCAGAUCUACUUUUGAUUUGAUCGGGUUUUUUGGUUGUGGUGGGAAGGACUGGGGUUUUAUGUGAUGAAGGAAUGGUUUGCACUCUCUCUCCGUGUGUGUGUGUAGAGGAGCUGAGCUACACGACUCAGGGCGAAGAUUGCAAUAGCCGAUGCACAUGCACCAUCGCACGCACGGGCAAGGAAAGAAAGUACGGUCGUGGAUAAAGUUACAGCAGAACGAAUAGUGUUGGGGAACGCACACACAUCAAUCGAAAUCGUGACAGGGCAGCGAGGUUUCUGGACUAGAGUGGUGUACGUACGCGCUGAUACUGACUGAAGUUAUAUGCCUUGUACUAGUACGAGAGUGUCAAUUGAGAUUCGUGCAGGGGUACAACGUGUGGACUUAGGUGUAGGGUGUAGGCUAUGUUAGCUGACCAGGCAUUAAAGUUAUUCGCACCAUUGUUACCAUGGUGAUGAUUGGCAAAGCAUGGAGUAAUAAAAGCAUUCGGCUAUGAUAAACACCA